This is a messenger RNA of Siniperca chuatsi (mandarin fish), 3600 nucleotides long. It is a transcript of the gene cacng1a, whose product is annotated as calcium channel, voltage-dependent, gamma subunit 1a. Gene Ontology annotation, cellular component: membrane; L-type voltage-gated calcium channel complex. The record is from RefSeq and is a predicted model, not a curated record. Gene Ontology annotation, molecular function: calcium channel regulator activity; voltage-gated calcium channel activity. The transcript has 4 exons. Bases 392 to 1084 code for a protein of 230 amino acids. Gene Ontology annotation, biological process: regulation of calcium ion transmembrane transport via high voltage-gated calcium channel; calcium ion transmembrane transport. Lineage: Eukaryota; Metazoa; Chordata; Actinopteri; Centrarchiformes; Sinipercidae.
CCCACCAUGGCAGACAGUUGGUUUGGUCAUCAACUUUCCUGAUCUACCUCAACAGCUGUAAGUCUAAACUUGCAGCCCCUCAGUUGUACAGCAACUCAUAGUGAGUAGGGAAAAGGGGACUUGAAACUAGGACAGAGCAGUCUGGCCCCUUUCCCUAAGAACCAGAGGCACAGAUUUGCGACAGGGGAAGAGAAGACACUAGUCUUAGGUGGAGAGAGAAAAGGAGAAGAGACUCUGUGGGAAGCUUGCUGCAGUCAGGAAAGAAGGAAAUAAGCUCCUGGGACACAGACCAGUGUGUCCACAUAGCAGAACAUCCAGUUUUUAGAGAUUUUUUUUUUAAUUAUAUCAAAGGAAGAAUAUUCACUGAACAGAAAUUUCACUACCUGGAAACAUGCACAGGCGCACAAAGAUAAAGAUAGCCAUCUUUGUGCUGCUGGUGGGUAUGGCUUGCAUGUUCACAGCAGUGGUAACGGACCACUGGGCAGUGCUCAGCCCGCGGGUGGAUAAAAUCAAUCAGACCUGCGAGGCAGCCCACUUCGGCCUGUGGAGGCUGUGCAAGAAGCACAUCUACAUCAGCUCGGAAAACUACGUGGAGGGGCACGGCUGCGGACCCAUCAGCCUGCCUGGAGAGGAAAACUGCACGUACUUCAGACACUUCACUCCAGGGCAAGAUGCUGAGAUAUUUGAAUAUAAAACACAAAAAGAGUACAACAUCUCCGCUGCAGCCAUCUCCAUCUUCAGUCUGGCCUUCAUGAUCCUGGGGUCUCUCUGUUUGAUGGGAUCAUGCACCGGUAAAGGCAAAGGAAGAGACUACCUCCUCAAACCUGCUGGCAUGUUUUUUGCAUUUGCAGGUCUCUGUUCCUUUAUCUCACUGGAGGUGAUGCGUCAAUCAGUCAAACGCAUGAUCGAGAGCGAGGACACAAUCUGGAUUGAAUACUACUACGCCUGGUCCUUCGCGUGCGCCUGCACCGGCUUUGUCCUCCUCUUUCUCACUGGCAUCGCCCUCCUGAUCCUCUCCAUGCCCCAGAUGCCCAGGAAUCCAUGGGAGACUUGCAUGGAUGCCGAGCCGGAGCAAGUAGAGUGACAGUUAGACAGACAGGUGAAUACAGGAUGACAGUGUCUUUCGUUUUGAGUACAGAUGUUAGAUUCAUUUCAAGAACAAGAGCUGGCCAUAAAAUGGUACAGUCACGAUGACAGAAACUGGUUUGGGUGUGGAUGGACCAUAGCCAUGACGGGAAAUUUACCUCCCUGCAAUUAUACAGAAACUUGACUAUGGGUCUUUUGUCAUUUGAGUUUUGAGUUUCAAAUGUUUGCCUUAUCCUGUACGCCCACCCAGAAUGUAAAACAAAGCAGUCUUCUCCAACACCUCCUUAGAUAUGGUUCAUGAGCUCUAAUCUGACCCUGAGGCCUAAAAACCACCAUACUUCUCAGUAAGAGCCAACCUGGGCCAAAUACCAAUAGCAAUUAUUUUAUAACGCUUUUAGUAUGCUUCCAUUUUUCUCUACAACUCUAAUCUUUUACUGCCGGCAUAUAUCAAAAGGAAAUGUUAAAAAUGUUUUAUCACACAUCACUGUUAUGUGACCAUGACACCUUAGUUAAAAAGGUGUCAUGGUCAAAGGUGUUUUUUUUCAUUUACAUUUUGAGUGCACACAGUUAUGGCCUGACAUCAGCAAGUGACUUUAUGUGAUUUUAUGUAUGAUAUCUUGUACAUAUCUAAUGUUCGUCUGUUGAUUUUUGUAUGGGAUCGCUCAAGGAAUCACUUUCUUACAAGAAAUAACGAAUAAGUAAGAGAAGUCGAGACAUGUAUUCAAAUGUUAAGUUGUACAUUACAUUAAGAUUUAUAAAGAACCUUUACAUAUGGAGAAUGUCCCAUUAAAAUAGGAACUUUAAGAAUAAAUGACUGAUUUCAAGCAAAGCAGUAGCACAGAGCAGGUUUGUGUGUGUGUGUGGCAGGCUGAAUGCUAAACACCCACACAGUCUGCAGCACUGAUCGUGCUGGAAAAGGUUCAGUUCCAGCAGGUGCACACACUAGGCCAUUACUUUUUGUUGACAGCUUCCAAACCAAACUGAUACAAAAAAUUCUCUGUUCAUUUCCAUGCGUCAUCAUGACCCAUUUGAAACAUGCGGCGAAUUGGUAUUUGCAUCCGUCCAUGUUACUGCAUUUUCUCUGUGUAGAACAAAUGUAGAGAUCAUAGAAACCCACACUUUACUCCCAUGCAGACAGCUGCAGACUCAGUGUCAGCUCAGCUGUCACUGACUUUUAUUUCAAAUGUAAAAAAUAACAUGCUGUUUUGUUUUAGAAUGGUCAUUAGCUAGCCGAAACAUGCAAACACAGUGCAAAAAGAUAAUAUGACACCGUUCUGCACAUCAAGUCACUUACAGUAUACACUUUGACUUGCAGUUGGAGAAUGCAUUUCACCUGUAACUGUCAACAGUAUGAAUGACAAUGCUGUCAGUCAGUUAUAGCCCUGCGAACGCUAAGUCUUAAAGAACAUAUGAGAUUAAAAAACAAUGAGCAAAGAGGAAAUAUGGGCUGGUGUUGUAGAAAAACCUCUAUGAGCUGUUUACAGGGCAUUCACACCAUAUACCAUACUACACACCGUUUCCAAGGUAGAGCCAGUGGUGGAAGUACUCAGAUCUCUUACUAAAGUAAGCAAUACCACAGUGUAGAAAACUCUGUUAAAAGUAAAAUUUUAGUAAAGUACAAAAGUAUUAGCAUUAAGAUAUACUUAAAGUACAAAAAGCAAAGGUACUCAUUAGGUAGAAUGGCUCACUUCAGAAUUACAUAUAUUAUAUUAUUGGAUUAUAAUUAUUGAUGCAGUAAUAUGUAAAUCACUUUAAUGUUAUAGUUGUUAAAGGCGGGGGCUAAUUUGAAUUACUUUAUAUACUGUACUGCUGGGUAGCUUGUUAUUUUACUCCAGGAUCAAUAAAGUUUCAUCAUAACAACAAAGAAAGUAUGAAAGAAUUAUUCAGGUAGGGUAGAAUGAGGCUAAUGUGUAUAAAUACUUCUACUACAUCAAAAUUGGAAUAAUAAAAAAUGUGCAAAAAGCUGUUGUAAAGCUAAUAACCUAUGUAUGAUCUUGAAGUUGUACUGUAACUGUGGGUAUUCUGAGACACACUGAAUGUCUCAACCAGACGUGUUUUUACUUAGUUUGGCAUGACAUAUGAAAUAGCGGCUAUCCCGUGCAUGUAGAGGUUUAUCAGUUAAUAUAUUUGAAUUUUUUAGCAAAACCUGCAGCUGUUCCGUGAGAGCUGCAACCAUCCAUGUUAUGAGUUUGUUCUGGGCAAAAGUCCAUUUAGUUUAUUUCUAUUUACAUUUCUUUUGACUUGGAUGUUUUUUGACUGACUGUUACUGAUACUGUGUAUUUGACUAAGAAGUGAAAUAAAAAAAUCUAAUAAAAAAACCAAACAGGAAUACUAAUAGCAGGGCAACUGCUGACAUGAAUUUCUAUAUUCUUAGUCUUUAUGUUUUUGUCUUUUUCAAUGAAUAUGGCAUGCAACAAGUUUUUGAAUGUAGUAGAUUCUGUGUGCGUGUGCUUGUUACGUGCUUAUGUGCUAUAACUUUGUAAUUAAAAUAAAAUCUUGAUCAGCUUUGGAAAA